Messenger RNA from Prorocentrum cordatum, 5636 nucleotides. NCBI's taxonomy places the organism in Eukaryota, Dinophyceae, Prorocentrales, Prorocentraceae. The record is from the annotation of a GenBank genome assembly.
CCAGUGCCCAGAAGGACUCGCACCUAGUUCGCAUUCGCAGGCUUUCAGCUGCAUGGGCACGGACCCGUCCUCGUAUCCAUCUCGCGGCUGUGGUGGAGCCUGGAGGCGCGCACACCACAGAGCCUGAUAAGAUGGCUGAGUUGCUUGCCGAGUACUGGGGAAAGAUAUUCUCCAACUCCCAGCACCCUGAUGCGCACGCGUCGCCGUUGCUGGAGUGCCUCUCGUCUGUGCACAGUAAUGGGGACCAAUUUGUCAGCAGCACCCACACGUACCACAAUUGGAUUUUGAGUAAAAGCGAAUUUGUUGACAUGGCCCAGCGUAAAAAAGACUCGGCCCCCGGCCCUGACGGCAUCCGAUAUUCCGGGUGGGAAGCUAUCGGUUCCCUGGGAUACGAUUUAUUGUGCAACCUCUACACCCACCUGGUGACUGGUAGUCGUCUCGCCCCGUCCUUCAACUACUGUAAGAUGAUCUUCCUUCCUAAAGGUUCCCUCUCAGGAAGUGGUGCCGAGGCCCGCCCGCCAAGUGUAACUAGACCGCUGUCCUUGAGCAACACCGACAACACAAUAGUCUCGGCCGCCGUUGCCUCGCCGCUGAAUGCCGUCGCUGCCGAUGUCGUAGACUGCUCCCAGAGGGGUUUCGUGAAAGGCCGAUCGCUCAUUGACAACCUCGUCGAAUUCGAUGCUCACUAUCAGUUUUGGGGUGAUCUCUACGGGCUGAAGGACAGCGGCGCCACGCCUUUCGACUUUAAGCAGGCGUUCCCAUUGGUUUUCCACGACUGGAUCGCUGCCGUGCUGGAUAAGUUUGGUAUCCCGACUUGCAUCCGCUUCGCGAUUCACUCCCUGUACGACCUGAAUUGGACCAUGGUUCCGAAAAUGAAGCAAGGUUGCCCGAUGAGCGGGGUCCUCUUUGCCAUCAUCCUCCACCCCGUUCUCGUCAAAGUCAAGAGAUUCCAGCAGUCUUACGAAUUCAUCCUGCCGUGCUUUGCAGAUGACAUUGCGCUCGUGGCCAGGCACCUACUUGCCGUCUUGCCUCUGGUCGUCCGUGAGCUCGUGUCCUCAGGGCAGUGGACGGGUCUUGUAUUGAACCUUGGUAAGUGCCACAUUAUGAUGUUGCAUGUCAAUGACAAAGAGUCCCUGGUCCAGGUGUUCAGAGACAACACCCCCAGGAUGAAUGUUAAAAAGUUUUCGUUUGGAUCCAGUGGCCUCUACCUUGGUGCGAUCGUGGGCCCAGAUGGGCACUUUAAGAGCUGGUACGCACCUGCUCAGAAGUUGUUCGACAGAUGCACGUGCAUCAAGGGCCUGAAGCUGGGGCUGAACUUCGCUCUUCCUGUCCUCUCCCAUGUCGCCCAGUGCUACGAGCCCAGCAAGCUCGUUCACGUCAAGGCCCGCGAGGGCUUGCAGCGGCUGACCAACGCCCCUCGGUACGCAUUCUCCCCGCUCGCCCUGCACCACAUGAAAAAGAUCGGUCUCGAGAGCGAGGCCCAAGAAGUUCGAGUCACCGCUCCUGCCGCUCUGCUGCGUGCCGCCACCCGUUCUGAUGCCUUCUGGAGAAUGAAAGACUGGCUCGCGGAGAUCAGAGAAGACGAUGACCAGUGCAUCGCCAGAGUUAUCUCGUUCCCCUCGUCCAACCCCAUCGUUGCCCACAUGAACAGAGAGCUGGAGCCCUGCAAGGUGUCGAGCUGGACGGAGUGGGGCGAGUGCAAGGGCGGCUGCGGCAUGGGCGUUGCCCUGCGGCUGCGCCACGUGGUCAGCGUGGGGAGGACGACCCAGCCGUGCGAGGAGUCGUUGCAGGAGGCAAAGGCCUGCUUCACUGGGCACAACUGCACCAAGGUGGACUGCGAGUGGGCCGACUGGGAGGCGUGGACCGAUUGCACGGCUUCCUGCGGCGGCGGCACGAAGCGCAGGAGCAGGGCGGUGGCGGCCGUUCCGAAGCACGGCGGCGCCGCGUGCCCCGCGGAAGCUAAGUCAGAGGUGGCCUCCUGCGCGGAGAAGAGCUGCGACAACUGCGUGGACGGCACCUGGAGGCAAUGGUCUAGCUGGAGCAACUGCUCCGACACGUGUUACCCCGCCUACAAGGUGAGGCACCGAGAGCUGAAGACGCGGCCGAAUUUUUGCGGGGUGGCCGCCACCGGCCUGGAGGACGACUACACACUCUGCAAGGAGCUGCCUCCGUGCGAGAAACAGCAGGAUUGCGAGCUGUCGGACUGGGCGGAGUGGAGCCGCUGCGCGGUCAAGUGCUUCGGGGUGCGCGAGCGUGCGAGGCACGUCGCGAAGAUGGCCUCCGGUGGCGGGAGGUCGUGCCACAACGAGAGCCUGAAGGAGGUCGAGCCCUGCAACCCCGGGCCAGGCGAGGAGGUGUCCCCCGAGUGCGGGCCCGACACCCCCGAGAGCUGCAAGGUUGGCGAGUGGGAUGACUGGUCCGAGUGCUCGGCCACCUGCGACGGGGGCCAGAGGAAGCGGCGGAGGCACGUCCUGAGCCCCGCGGCGAACGGCGGGGACCCGUGCACCGACGACCUGAUGGUCACCGCGUCCUGCGGCGCGGACGCCUGCAACGCGUCGGCGACCUGCAAGGACUGCGAGUGGGGCGAAUGGAGCGAAUGGGGCGACUGCUCCUGCGCAGGGCAGCGCAUCCGGAACCGCGGCAUCGCCAAGCAGCCCAACUCGUGCGGCCGCCCGUGCGAGGAGGGCUCGGCGCGCGAGACGGAGGCGUGCGACGCAAACUGCGGCGACAGGCUGUUCUGCGCCUGGUCCGAAUGGAGUGGCAUGGGCGACUGCUCUGCAACGUGCGGGUCCUCCACGAAAAUGCGCCAGCGCACCUUGACGCUGUCCAACAGCGAGAAGGACGGCGAGUACCUCUUCGUCGCCGACCAGAGCAGCCCCUGCAACGGCAACCAGAUCGACGUGAAGCCCUGCCCUUUCACCGCCUGCGAGGGCCAGUGCACGCCCACCGACUGCCAGUUCGGCGCCUGGAGCCCGUGGUCGGAGCCCAGCUGCGCGCAGCUGUGCACCCGCAAGCGCGCCGUGGAGACCGAGGGCUCCUGCCAGGGGAAGCCCUGCAAGGGGCCGCUGCUGGAGACCAAGCCCUGCAGCAAGGACUGCUUCCUGCCAGUGGACUGCGAGCUCGAGGACUGGACCGCCUGGAAUAAGACCGGCUGCAACCAGACCGGCCAGCAGUACCGCACCAGAGCGGUCCAGGCGCGCGCCGAGAACGGCGGGAAGCCUUGCGACGGCCCCCUCAUGCAGGCACACCCGUGCCCGCUGAAGGAGGAGCCCAAGGUGGACUGCAGGCUGGCGGACUGGGCGGACUGGACCUCCUGCACGGAGGGCUGCGGCGGCGGCAUCACGACGCGGUCGCGGGACGUCCUCGCCGAGGGCUCCGGCGGCGGGAAGCUCUGCGGCGGGGGGCUGGACGAGAUCAACGUGUGUAAUACGCAGAAGUGCGACGUGGUCUUGCCAUGCAAGUUCGGGGACUGGGGCGAGUGGAGCGUCUGCGAGGAGGGCGGCUUGACGAGGUACCGCAGCCGCGUGAUCGAGCAGUGGCCCUCCCUGGGCGGCGGGGCGUGCGCAGGGGCGCUCCGCGAGAGCGAGGCGUGCAGCGCGGACGUGGACUGCGAGGUCUCCGCGUGGACCGGGUGGGACGACUGCGACAAGACGUGCGGCGGGGGCCAGCAGGUGCGGCAGCGCUUCGUCGAGACCACCCCAAGGGGCAACGGUAGGCGGUGCCCGACAUCUCUGGAGGAGGUCCGCGGCUGCGCUGAGGAGUCGUGCGGCGACACCGACUGCACGGUGGGCGACUGGUCGCACUGGGGCGCCUGCAGCACGUCGUGCGGCUCUGGUGCACGGAACCGCUCGAGGUCCUACACCGAGAGGUCGUUCGAUUCUGGCACCGGCUGCAGCCUCGACUUGUCGGAGGCCGCGCCGUGCCACGGUCCGCCUUGCGGGUGCAAGGACUGCAAGUGGGGCGACUGGGAGGAGUGGUCGAAGUGCAGUGCAUCCUGCGACGGCGGCCAACGCGCGCGCCAGCGCAACAUCGAGCAGGCUCCAGAGCCCGGUUGCAAGCCUUGCUCUGCCGAGUUGAAGGAGGAGAUGGAGCCGUGCGGCACCCAGUCCUGCGAGGAGAAGACCUGCAUGGACGGCGAGUGGGCCGAGUGGGGCGAGUGGGAGGCGUGCUCGGCCACCUGCGAGGGCGGCUGGACGUGGCGGGGGCGCUUCGUCUCCAAGGAGGCGAACGACUGCGGGCGCCCCGCCGUGGGGCCGUCGCAGGAGAGCAAGCCCUGCAACGACGACGUGCAGUGCUCGCCCGACGUCGACUGCGAGUUUGGCGACUGGGGCAAGUGGAGCGGGUGCUCCGCGGACUGCGCAGGCGUCCGGCGGCGCGAGCGGGUCAUCGCCAGGCACGGCGUCGGCGGCGGCGCUGCGUGCGAGGGCUCCCUGGAGCAGAGCGAGCCGUGCCAGAAGGACGCGGGGCUCCUGAAUUGGAAGGACAACGAGCGUUACCUGAAGCUCGAGACCGUGACCAACAACAACCUCGGGUACGCCGGCCCGGGCGAGGACUCGGGCGGCAAGGAGGACGACCGCCUGUCGCGGCCGCCCAACAUCCGCUACGAGCGGGCCCUGGACGUCGGCGGCGCGGCCGCGGACCUGGUGAUCUUCCCCAAGAGCCCCUACUCGCCGUGCGACGUGGGCCUGAAUGGCGCGGCGUCUCCCUGGCUGGGCUCCAUCAGCGUCAAGUCCGGCGCCAGCGUGGUGCUGGAGUUUGCGCUCGUCGACACGAAGACCGGCGCUCCAGUGGUCGUAGAGGAUCUGGCCCUGAAGUUCUUCGACAUGGACCAGGGUAGCGAAGGCAAGUCCAGCGAGGUCGUGUCCGCCAAGGGCUUCAAGCACUUCCGCGUCAUCCACGACACCGCCAUCGUGUCCGCCACGGACGAGGAGAGCGGCGUCACCAUGUUCCACGCGGGCGCGCUCGCGGAGGGGGCCCAGGCGGGCGACCCGAGGAACACCACGGAACCGCAGGAGCAGAAGUCGCUCACGCUGGUCUACUCGCGCAUGUCCAAGGUCGACCUGUCCCUGGAGGUCUCGCCGGGCCCGCUCUGCCAGUCGUUCGUGUUCGCUGCCAGGGCCUGCCUGACGGGCUGCGGGCUGGCGGAUGCGUGCGAGGACGAGCCCGCGGUGGACUGCAAGUACAGCGACUGGAGUAGCUGGGCUGACUGCGCGGCCACCUGCGGCUCUGGGCAACGGUCGCGCGAGCGCAGGGUGGUGCAGCAGGCCUCGGGCAGCGGGGCCCGCUGCACGGGUGCCCUCAGCGAGACGGGGCGCUGCAACAACAGCGCCUGCCCGGGCGAGUGCAGCCCUGUGGACUGCACGUGGCGGGACUGGGGCGAGUGGGGCGAGUGCGACCGGUGCGGGGGCCAGACGACCCGCUCCAGGAGAGUCCUGGAGCACGCCAGCUGCGGCGGCGCCUCUUGCGACGCGGGCGCGGCGGAGGAGACGAAGAAGUGCACGCGGACCUGCAACACGAGGAGCUGGUGCGCGUGGGACGAGUGGGGGCUCUGGGGCCCAUGCUCCGCGACGUGCGGCAAAGGCCUGCAGGCCCGGGAGCGGGCGAUGAAGUCCGUCAGCGGUCCAGCGGACUCAGGC